AUGGACGAUCAAACUAACACUGGAGAUGCGACGAUAGAACCAUUCACUCUCCACAUCCCACAAGGAGAGAUUGAUGAUUUGAAACAGCGCAUUGCCAGAACAAGAUGGGCAGAUAAAGAAGUAACUGAUGGGUCAUUUCAGGGUACAUCUCUGGAUAAGGCUCGGGAGGUGGCGAGAUACUGGAAAGACGAAUACGACUGGCGGCGAUUUGAACAAGAAGUCAACCAAUACCCUCAGUUUACAACAAAGAUUGACAAUUUGAACAUACACUUUUUCCAUGUCCGCUCAAAUGAGUCCAAUGCAAAAGCAAUUCUCCUCACGCAUGGCUGGCCAGGAUCAUUUGUCGAGUUUCUGAAAUGCAUCCCUCUGCUAGUCGAUCCUGUUUCAAAUGGCGGUCGCCCUGACGACGCUUUCCACGUCAUUAUCCCCAGCUUACCUGGCUGGGGCUUUACAGAGCCCCCAAAAGAAACUGGUUGGAAUAUGGAGCAUACAGCCAAGGCUCUCAUUACCUUAAUGGAACAACGGCUCUGUUAUGAGAAGUGGUUUGCUCAAGGUGGCGACUACGGGGCCGCGAUAACGACAUUGAUGGCACAAAUGCGACCCAUGGGCCUUGUUGCCAUUCACUUGAAUCUUCUGUUAACCAUUCCAAAGACCCUUGAGAAUCCAACCGACGAGGAGAGCAGAGCAUUGGAAGCAUUCCAUAUUACGCAAAAUGAGAUGUGCGGAUGGAAAUGGAUUUCGAGCACAAGGCCACAGACAAUUGCGUACCUUCUCUCUGACUCAGCAAUUGGUCAAGCAAUGUGGAUCUAUGACAAGUACCAAGACUGGACUGACAACGCUGGUGAUCCAGAAGACGCACUUACACUGGAUGAAAUGUUGGAUAACAUUAGUGUCCAUUGGUUUUCACGGAGUGCUGGUUCCAUAUCAAGAAUAUUUUGGGAGGAUCGACAUUUCAAUUUUGACUUUGAGCCUGUUGAAAUGCCUGUUGCUGUGCUUGUCUUUGAAAAGGAUAUAUUCAAGCACCCCAAAAAAUGGGCCGAGCAGGGUUACACAAAUAUGAUUCACUUUCACAAAGUCAACAAAGGAAAACACUUUGGAGCUUUUGAGAGGCCGGAAAUAUUAGUAAAAGAUAUUCGUCUAGGUUUUGCUAAUAGGUAG
This is a messenger RNA of Trichoderma virens Gv29-8, 1158 nucleotides long. RefSeq lists its product as uncharacterized. Gene Ontology annotation, molecular function: epoxide hydrolase activity. The record is from RefSeq and is a predicted model, not a curated record. Gene Ontology annotation, biological process: epoxide metabolic process. Bases 1 to 1158 code for a protein of 385 amino acids. The transcript has a single exon. NCBI's taxonomy places the organism in Eukaryota, Fungi, Ascomycota, Sordariomycetes, Hypocreales, Hypocreaceae.